Molecule: messenger RNA, 1752 nt
Organism: Amaranthus tricolor (Joseph's coat)
Lineage: Eukaryota; Viridiplantae; Streptophyta; Magnoliopsida; Caryophyllales; Amaranthaceae
Product: basic helix-loop-helix protein 80-like
Exons: 8
Coding region: 179-1249 (356 amino acids)
Biological process (GO): regulation of DNA-templated transcription
Cellular component (GO): nucleus
Molecular function (GO): DNA-binding transcription factor activity; protein dimerization activity
Source: RefSeq, a predicted model, not a curated record
UACUUUCCUUUACUCAUAGCCUCAGACUUAAAAAAAAAAACUCGCUUUUUCCUGAAUACUCUCUUUAUUUCUCUUCUCUGUUUUCAGAGAAUCCAAUUCAAAUCCUGUGCUAUAAUUGUCUCAAAGAAUUCAAUCUCUGUUAUCAUUUCUUCUCUUAAUAAUCUCUAUUUCUUCUUUCAUGGCAGCUUUUCAGCAAUACCCUGCUUUUCUUGUUGACUCUGUUUUCUUGCCUAAUGUGUCCGCCAUUAAAACGCCUGGAGCUUUUGAUGACUUUAUUCCUAACUUAAAUCACUUUUACUCUUCAUCACAGAAUUCCCAACACCCUUCGAUAAUUCAUAAUCAAGAGGGUUCUUCUGUUGAUGCAAGUAGCUGUCUUGAGCAAUUAAGUUUUAACGAACGUUCUUCCAUGGAAGAUAAACAGAGGAAUGAAAGCUUAUCAAUGGCGGAUAAAGCUGAUAGCUCUGAACAAUUGACUCAAACAUGUUCUCAUGUUGAUAAAAAGAGGAAAACUAGAAAAGGGUCUUCUUCUACUUCUGCUAAUUCUAAGGAGAUCAAACAAGUGAAGAACAAGAAACAAAAGAAGGACAAAAUCGUAACAAAAGAUGAUGAAAAUGAGAAGAUAACAACUCCUAAAGAAGAACCUCCAAAGGGUUACAUUCAUGUUAGAGCACGGAGAGGUCAAGCAACAGAUAGUCACAGCCUUGCUGAAAGGGUAAGAAGAGAGAAAAUUAGUGAAAGGAUGAAGAUGUUACAAGCUAUUGUUCCUGGUUGUGACAAGGUCACUGGCAAGGCCCUCAUGUUGGAUGAAAUUAUCAAUUAUGUCCAAUCCUUACAAAAUCAAGUUGAGUUUUUGUCAAUGAAACUUGCUUCUCUGGACCCCAUGAUCUAUAAUUUUGGACUAAUGGAUCAUGAUCCUAUGCUCUUUGGAACUCCUCAGGUCAUAAAUAAUGUGAUGGCGUUACCAAUUGCCUUAACGCAACCAAACAAUGGCGGAUCUAGCAUUGAUCCGCCUCAAAGUUUUGCGAAUACAACUUCAAUGAGUUGCUCCACCGCGAGCUCGGCCACAACUUCCACCUUCCCUGGUUCUAUUGUUGAUAGCUCACCUAACUUAGGUGUAUUUGAUCAACAAGAGCAGAAACCAUGUUUGCUUCCUUUACAGGAUGCUGGAAGCUUAUAUUGGGGAUUAAAUGAACAACAACGACAAAACAUUAUUAAUCAAUUUGGAUCCAACUUGUAUUCUCUUCAUUAGAAUAUCAUCAUUCUACAAAAAUUAGCAAUAAGUGGCAGAAUAAUACAAUAAAUUCAAAAAUGAGAAUUUAAAGGGGCUUUAUGUCAGCUCAAAUUGUAGAAAUUCCUAAUUCUUGUUGCUUCCCAAAUGGGUGUAAUUCUUUAAAUAAUAUUCAGAAAUUUUAGAAAAAAAGAUUGGUUAUUGUUAAAGAUGGACAAAAUCAGUGGAGGCUAAACAAGUAGAGGGGGAGGAGAACAUAAAGGACAGAGCAUACCCUAGAAAAUAAGGACCCCCCAAUAUCUUUUGAAGAUCCUUGGGUUAUGUUCCUAUUUGACUACCAGUUCUGUCACUAGUAGUUUAGUUUUAGAAAGCUGUAGCGGUUAGGACCUAGCUACAUUUCGACAAAUAUUAAAGCAAUGGAAAUUUGUGUAUUCAGUGUAUCUACUUUUCCUUACUAUUCCUCUCAUUAAUUUAGAGUGCUUUUUUAUUUUAUUUUAUUUUAUAUACUAUUUUUUUGUGGGGUA